Molecule: messenger RNA, 562 nt
Organism: Hibiscus syriacus
Lineage: Eukaryota; Viridiplantae; Streptophyta; Magnoliopsida; Malvales; Malvaceae
Product: lysosomal beta glucosidase-like
Exons: 5
Coding region: 87-545 (152 amino acids)
Biological process (GO): glucan catabolic process
Molecular function (GO): beta-glucosidase activity
Source: RefSeq, a predicted model, not a curated record
UUAUUUCUAAUCAAACUCUUAAUCCUUCUUUGAAAUCUUCCCGCUAAAUCAAAGCCGACGGAAGAUUUUCUCUUCCAAUUUGGUCAAUGGAUUGCAUUUACAAUAACCCAAAUGCACUCAUAGAGGAUCGAGUCAAAGACCGUCUUUCUCGAAUGACUCUACAAGAAAAAAUGGGCCAAAUGACCCAAAUUGAGCGAACUGUCGCCACUCCUGCUGCUCUCAAAAGCUUUUCGAUCGGUAGUAUACUGAGUGCUGGUGGAAGUGCGCCGUUCGAGAAAGCAAUGUCAGCUGAUUGGGCUGAUAAUAACGUUUAUGGUGCCACUAUAUUUCCUCACAAUGUUGGCCUUGGAGCUACCAGGGAUGCAGAUUUGGCUCAAAGAAUAGGGGUUGCCACUGCUCUUGAAGUUAGGGCAAGCGGCGUUCACUAUGCCUUUGCUCACUGUGUGGCUGUAUGCAAGGAUCCCAGAUGGGGAAGAUGUUACGAGAGUUAUAGCGAAGACGUCGACAUCGUUAGAAAAAUGACUUCCAUUAUUACAUGUUUGUAGGGAAAACCAUCAGUGGA